UUCAUGUUAAUCAACGAUCUGUGCAACCGAAGACUUUUUCUAUCCAUAAACAUCCAAGAAUGGGAACUCAAAUUUAUCAACGUUCACCAUUAGAAGAAAAAAAAUCGCUGAAGAAAAAAAGUUUUACGGUGAAUAUGGCGAUAACCAGGAGAAAAGCUCCUCAUCAGCUCUUUGCUUCUUCAACUGUAUUUGCAAUUGCCGUUUGCCUCUUUGUCUCCACAGAGAUGGCAUCGGCAUGGAUUAACAAAUGUAAUCCGGGGGAUUUAUUCAUUGACUCAAACAAUGCAGUCAGCCCAGCUAGUUGCGACAAUGGUUAUUGUAAAAAUUGGUGCAGAGAUCUAUGUUCUAGCAUGGGAACUGUGGCCACCCAAGAUAGGUGUCGUAUAAGUGGAGGAAUGACUCAAUGUAAGUGUUGCUGCAAAGAACCACAAGUAUAUCUUCCUCCGGAUGAUUCUGAUUGGGGAGGCCUUGCCCCAGGUGAUAAUAAUAACUGCACUAGCGCACAACAAUUUUUAACACUAAAGCGCACAGAUGGUGUUACUUGCAAGAGGGAAUCUAUAUGUGAUGCAGAAUGUAGCAAAAGAGGGCUUGUAACUCAGAGAACAGAGUGCGUAGCAAAUAGUAAUGAUGUUCCUAAUAAAGUGUACAACUGGUAUGAGCAGUGUUGUUGUGGGCCUCCACCCCCUCCACCGUGCCCACCUCCAUGUCCAUGCCCGGAUUAUAACAUUACGAUAUCAAUAAAGUCAGGGCAGGCAUCAUGCUGCGAGCACAACGCACCACUACCUUCAUCAACAUGUGCUGCAGUACUAUAAUAACCAGAAGUAAUCAUAUGUCACUAGAAGUUGUUUGUUCCGUUAUAGUUGGAUGCACUUAAUAAAUUGGACCAUGGGUUCAGGUUUUUGAUCAAAAAGUCGGAACACCAUCCUAAUCAUAGGUCUUCAGUUGGGAUUGUUUUUAUACUGGGAAUGGAAACCACCCUAAAUGUGUAAUCCUUUUUUUUUGUUUCGCCUUUCUUGCUGUUUGUUUUUAGUUCUCUCUUGUACUCUCUGGCCAUGAUAAGAACGGUGAGCUCUCUUUAUGUGACUA
Messenger RNA from Papaver somniferum (opium poppy), 1086 nucleotides. RefSeq lists its product as uncharacterized. The transcript has 2 exons. The record is from RefSeq and is a predicted model, not a curated record. NCBI's taxonomy places the organism in Eukaryota, Viridiplantae, Streptophyta, Magnoliopsida, Ranunculales, Papaveraceae. Bases 60 to 812 code for a protein of 250 amino acids.